Dicrocoelium dendriticum is the source of this 343-nucleotide messenger RNA. NCBI's taxonomy places the organism in Eukaryota, Metazoa, Platyhelminthes, Trematoda, Plagiorchiida, Dicrocoeliidae. The record is from the annotation of a GenBank genome assembly.
GGUACAACGAAAUCGCUGCAACAACGCGAAAACAAGAAAACGCAGAAGCUUCGAAGAGGAGCUUGCAGCCGCCGCAAAAACUGCUCCCAAGAGAAUCUUCGCAUACGUGAAGCGGCGCCUGAGGCCUGCAGCCAAUGUCCCAGUGUUAGAAGGCUCCGAUGGACAGCCCCUGACCUCGAGUACAGAUCGUGCGUCCGCAUUGGCGGCGCACUUCGCCUCUGUAUUUGCAAGUGACCAGGUGUCUGUAACGAGUUCGACGAGUACCGCUCCCGCUGAACUUGACAGCCUAGACUGCAGUAUUGAAGAUGUACGCAAGCUUCUAGCAAAUCUUGAUGGGACGAAG